Messenger RNA from Salarias fasciatus (jewelled blenny), 1325 nucleotides. Its product is annotated as ubiquitin-conjugating enzyme E2 R1-like. The coding region runs from base 598 to 1314 and encodes 238 amino acids. The record is from RefSeq and is a predicted model, not a curated record. NCBI's taxonomy places the organism in Eukaryota, Metazoa, Chordata, Actinopteri, Blenniiformes, Blenniidae. The transcript has 5 exons.
CAUUGCCUAUUUUCAAGGGAGAGGGGACUCCUUUCAGCAACAUUUGUCUUUACACAGUCCUCUGUUCGGACGGAAUAAACUGCCUUUCUGGCAGCUAUCGCGGAAGUGUUUGUUUCGUGUAAUUUCAGACAAACGGUUGCGUUUUCUCGUCUUAUCUGGCGCUCGUAUGCUGUGAGAAAGUCUCCGUUCGUCCGUGGGUUGGCUUCAGCUGGGCGCUAAGGUAGAGCUGGUUAGCUAGCCUGUAUUAGCCAGCAGCUACCACUAGAUUUACGGCUUAUACCCGAGGCUUUCCUUCCAGGUAGAUCCACUAAAGCUGGAGGCGCCGCGCAGCCACGAUGCUUUGGUCACUUCAUCAGUUUUCUGAGUGUUGACAUUGGUAAGAAAAAAAAAAAUAAUCUGCUUCGGGAACAAAUCACCGAAACCUUUGUUAGGCUCGUGUCGCAGCCUGACGGGUUUGGCCUGUUUCAUUGUCUCUGAACAUUGGAAACACAGAAGUUGUUUUCGGUGCAGGUUUGUGGGACCGGUCAGGCUAACUUAGCAGCAUUCGUGUAAACAAAACCGUCAGCUGUCGACUCCGGAUAAUCUCGAAACAGCAGUAUGGCGCAGCACGACCCCUCUCAUGUAGCCAGCUCACAGAAGGCACUCAUGUUGGAGAUGAAGAGCCUUCAGGAGGAGCCCGUCGAGGGGUUUAAAAUAACACUGGUGGACGAGGCUGAUCUCUACAACUGGGAAGUGGCCAUUUUCGGGCCACCAAACACCCAUUACGAAGGGGGCUACUUUAAGGCUCGGAUCAAGUUUCCUAUAGACUAUCCAUACUCUCCACCUGCUUUCCGCUUCCUCACAAAGAUGUGGCACCCCAACAUUUAUGAGAAUGGAGAUGUGUGCAUUUCCAUAUUGCACCCUCCAGUGGACGACCCGCAAAGCGGAGAGCUGCCUUCAGAGAGAUGGAAUCCCACCCAGAACGUCCGAACCAUUUUGCUGAGUGUCAUCUCGCUCCUGAACGAACCCAACACCUUCUCUCCCGCCAACGUGGACGCUUCAGUCAUGUACCGGAAAUGGAGAGACAGCAAAGGCAAGGACCGGGAGUACGUGGAAAUCAUCAGAAAACAAGUGCUGGCCACCAAAGCGGAAGCUGAGCGUGACGGUGUGAAAGUCCCCACCACGCUAGCAGAGUACUGCGUUCGCACACGUGCCCCGGCCCCCGAUGAAGGCUCCGACCUCUUCUAUGACUAUUACUAUGAUGACGACGACGUGGAGGGCGGGGACGGCGACUGCUGCUACGAUGAGGACGACUCUGGAAACGAGGAGUCGUGACAUGCUUUUCU